CUUCCCAAGAUGGCGUGCGUGCUGAAGGCCGUGGCUGCGGGCGCCCUGGGCGUAGGGCGUUUUUCCAGACUUCAAAUUCCGUUUCCAACAGUAAGAACUUUUUCCACGUCACAGUCCUCGCAUCACGUGGCAGGUCCUGUAUGGAACCUGGGUCGCCUCAAUCAUGUAGCGAUAGCAGUGCCAGACUUGGAAAAAGCCAAAGCAUUUUAUAAGAAUGUUCUGGGGGCCCAGGUAAGUGAGGCGGUCCCUCUUCCUGAGCAUGGAGUAUCUGUUGUUUUUGUCAACCUGGGAAAUACCAAGAUGGAACUGCUUCAUCCAUUGGGAAGUGACAGUCCAGUUGCAGGUUUUCUGCAGAAAAACAAGGCUGGAGGAAUGCAUCACAUCUGCAUUGAGGUGGAUGAUAUAAAUGCAGCUGUGAUGGAUUUGAAAGAAAAGAAGAUCCGUAGUCUAAGUGAAGAGGCCAAAAUAGGAGCACAUGGAAAACCAGUGAUUUUUCUCCAUCCUAAAGACUGUGGUGGAGUCCUUGUGGAAUUGGAGCAAGCUUGAUUUAUAUUUGCAAGAAACUAAGUUAAUUGACCUGAAAAAGCCUCAUGAGAAUGAACUUUGGCAUUGAGUCCUUCACUGCUUCCAUCACUGAAAAGUUCAAAGCUAAAAACUAAAUU
Molecule: messenger RNA, 662 nt
Organism: Ceratotherium simum simum (southern white rhinoceros)
Lineage: Eukaryota; Metazoa; Chordata; Mammalia; Perissodactyla; Rhinocerotidae
Gene: MCEE
Product: methylmalonyl-CoA epimerase
Biological process (GO): L-methylmalonyl-CoA metabolic process
Cellular component (GO): mitochondrion
Molecular function (GO): methylmalonyl-CoA epimerase activity
Source: RefSeq, a predicted model, not a curated record